Molecule: messenger RNA, 864 nt
Organism: Mytilinidion resinicola
Lineage: Eukaryota; Fungi; Ascomycota; Dothideomycetes; Mytilinidiales; Mytilinidiaceae
Product: rotamase-domain-containing protein
Exons: 4
Coding region: 159-692 (177 amino acids)
Cellular component (GO): cytosol; nucleus
Molecular function (GO): protein binding; peptidyl-prolyl cis-trans isomerase activity
Source: RefSeq, a predicted model, not a curated record
CGGAUUUCGCAGCCGCCCUGUGAGCCCUCCUCUGUCAACAACGACCUCAUCCACGGAUCCCUCCGCUCCAGCACCUGCACACUGCCCCCUCUACCCUCGGCCCUCUUCCUUGACCCCCGAGGGAUAUCUGCACGUGUCGCUGUUGACUCGCAGCAAUAAUGGAAGCAUCGGGGCUGCCACCCGGAUGGGAGGUCCGCCGCUCCAACACCAAGAACCUGCCCUACUACUUCUGCCCCGACACCAAGGAAUCGCGAUGGGAGCCCCCGGCCGACACAGACCCCGAGAAGCUGAAGCUGUUCAUGGCCAAGUUCCACAGCUCCAGAAACCUCAAUGCGGAGCGGCCGGGAGGGCAGGAGGGCAAGAUUCGCGCCGCACAUCUGCUGGUGAAACACUACGGCAGCCGACGACCUGCCAGCUGGCGCGAAGCCAAGAUUACCCGCACCAAGGAGGAGGCCAUGGCUAUCAUCCUGGGCCAUGAGGCCCGCAUUCGAGCUGGCGCCGUGUCGCUGGGAGACCUGGCCACGACCGAGUCCGACUGCAGCAGUGCGCGCAAGAGGGGCGACCUGGGCUUCUUCGGCCGUGGGGAUAUGCAGAAGGAGUUUGAGGAUGCCUCGUUCGCGCUCAAGCCGGGCGAGGUCAGCCAGGUGGUCGAGACAGCGUCGGGUCUGCACCUGAUAGAGAGGCUCGAGUAGGUCGUCGAGGGGGGUUAUUUCUGGCGUCUGGAUCAUUAUGCGCGGUCGUCCAAAUCGGUUUGGGGCCAUUCUGGGCUCAGAUAAAACGCAUGGCCCUCGACUGCACGAGGCGAAGAGGUUGGUCGACGUGGCUCGACAAGAUAAGCCUGCAAAUGGAAGAAGUGUUUCGACA